AUGACUGAAGCUCAGUUCCCAUACGAGAUUACCUCCUGGCCCGUGGAAAGUCUCAUUGAUUCGUAUAUGGGACAAUACGACGAGCUCGGCCAGCACCCUUUCAUUGCCAGUGACUUUCCUCUAACAAUGCAGGAUGGAUUGGAUCCUUCCUGGGCUGCCGAGGAAUUCAACUGGGUGAAUGAAUACCCGGUUAAAUCAACCACAUUUCAACCAUAUCCCCAAAUGUGGUAUGACGCCGGCCUGGUCAGACAGGAUUGUGGGAUGAAAAGCGAUACUACAAGUUUCUCACUCCACCAAUCAACCUCCUUCCAAACCACCGAGAAUCCCCCGAUCCAUCCCCGCCCAGAUCACCAACUCGCAACACAAAGAGCCCUCUUCAUGACUCCAUCCCCAAAUACCCUAUUCCCCUUCCCCGGAUCUCCCACCUCAGAUCCCCACGGGUCCCCAGACUCCAGCCACGCUUCGUCGCGGGGGUGGGAAGGGGAAGCCGAGCACGAAGAUUCCCACAAGUUCGAUUUCGGGCCGGCAGUAGACGCCCAAUAUCAGGCUCCUGGUCAGACCCACACCGUCCGCUCCCCAUACCCAAGAAAAGACGAAUGUCUCACACCACUCGAGAUGCCAGAUGGAAGUACCCGCAUGACAUCAAACUGGCUACCCGUGGACCCUGACGCGGGGUUCGCGAUUGGUUCGGCCAUGAUGAAUGAGGAUGUAGCUGCGUUUCAGGAUGUGAAGCACGCUUUCUUUCCGUCUGCCCCCGCGGCUUGGUCGUAUGACCCUUGA
Penicillium concentricum is the source of this 780-nucleotide messenger RNA. RefSeq lists its product as uncharacterized. Lineage: Eukaryota; Fungi; Ascomycota; Eurotiomycetes; Eurotiales; Aspergillaceae. The coding region runs from base 1 to 780 and encodes 259 amino acids. The transcript is spliced from 2 exons. The record is from RefSeq and is a predicted model, not a curated record.